AAGGAAGCUGAGGGUGGUAGUCAAUGCCGGUGGUAUUCAAUUCAAUAUUGUUCCUACUCAGAGUAGACCAACUGAAGUUAAUAGAGACGACUAACGCUGAGCGUGUGCGUAUUACUCUGAUUCCUCCCUCCCUUCUGUCUCUAUGGUACUGCGGGAGCGGGGGAGAAACGGAAGGAGCCUUUUGCCGGUGACGGAAGCGAGGAGGCGGCGCGGCUGCCGGCACUUCUAGUAGCUUCUAGGCGCGCGCGCGGAGUCGGGCGCUUGUCAUCGGCAGAGGCGGCUGCGGCGGCGAGUUCUUCGGAGGCGCUGAUGGCCAAGUGGGGGAAGGGAGAUCCGCGCUGGAUUGUGGAGCAGCGCGCGGAUGCCACCAACGUUAAUAACUGGCACUGGACUGAAAGAGAUGCAUCUAAUUGGUCAUCAGAGAAACUGAAAACUCUGCUUCUGGCUGUUAGAGCAGAGAAUGAAGAAGGGAUUUGUGAAGUGACAGAAGUGAGCCAAUUGGAUGGAGAAGCCUCCAUCAACAACCGUAAAGGAAAAUUAAUUUUCUUCUAUGAGUGGACUAUCAAGUUGGCUUGGACAGGCACUUCAAAUACAGGCGUGAAGUAUAAGGGACACGUGGAGAUUCCCAAUCUGUCAGAUGAAAAUGAGGUUAAUGAAAUUGAGAUCAGCGUUAGUCUUGCCAAAGAUGAGCCAGACACCAACCUGCUAACCUUGAUGAAGCAACAAGGUGUAAAACAGAUCAGCAAUGCUUUGGGAACUUACAUCAGCACUCUCAAAACAGAGUUCACCCAAGGCAUGAUCUUGCCCACAGUAAAUGGUGAACAGUCAGAGUUGCCACCUCAUCCUGUGCGUAAAGCAGAGGAGCGGAAGGCCACUGAAGCUGUAGCCGGCAACACACUUAAAUCCAAAUCAAUAGGAGUCAAGAUUCCUACUUGCAAGCUAAACCUGAAGGACGUUUUCUUAACAUCCCCCGAUGAACUGUAUAGAGUAUUCAUUACACAAGAGAUGGUCCAGGCUUUUACUCACUCACCUGCCUUUGUGGAGGCUGACAAAGGAGGAAAAUUCCAGCUGCUAGAUGGCAGUGUCACUGGCGAGUUCACUGAACUAGUUCCUGAGAAGCAGAUUGCUAUGAUGUGGAGAUUUAAGUCAUGGCCAGAGGGACACUUUGCAACCAUCAACUUGACCUUCAUCGACAAAGUUGGUGAAACAGAAGUCCGCCUGGAAGGGAGGGGCAUCCCAGCCAGCGAAGAAGAGAGAACAAGGGAGGGCUGGCAACGUUACUACUUUGAGGGCAUUAAACAGACAUUUGGCUAUGGAGCCCGAUUGUUUUAACACUGGCUGUUGCAGAGAGUCUCUACCCAAAGAUUCUGCCGUGUGAACUGAUUUGCUUCUUGUCUGUCCCUUUCUUAUCCUGUGUUUCACUGUUGUGACAAGCAGGAUGGCAGGAUGGCCUUGAAGGCCGCUGAGCAGCGCAGAUUCCAAUCCUUUACUGCUAGUGCAUGUCUCCUGCUGUAGGGGAUUCAAAAGGUGGAUUCUCAUAAAUGUACAUAAACUCAUAUUGCUAAAUAAACAUAACUUAAAGACAA
Messenger RNA from Rhineura floridana, 1586 nucleotides. It is a transcript of the gene AHSA1, whose product is annotated as activator of HSP90 ATPase activity 1. The transcript has 10 exons. Gene Ontology annotation, biological process: positive regulation of ATP-dependent activity; protein folding. Bases 310 to 1332 code for a protein of 340 amino acids. Lineage: Eukaryota; Metazoa; Chordata; Lepidosauria; Squamata; Rhineuridae. Gene Ontology annotation, molecular function: protein-folding chaperone binding; ATPase activator activity. Gene Ontology annotation, cellular component: cytosol. The record is from RefSeq and is a predicted model, not a curated record.